AUGAACUCGACGCAAUCCGGGAGCAUCGACUGCAGCAUCAAUAUGCCUGACUCUCACCAAGAUUUCGAUGGGCUUAUAGAAGCCUACCAAAGAGCCAACACCGCGUGGUGGAAGUUCCAUUUUUAUCAGGACUAUGAUUUCGAGUCGGCAAGCUUCGUCGUUCAACUUAGAAUCGUAUGGUUCAGGUUCCAAGCGUGGUCACUGGUUGUGGGAGACAUGAAACAUACAUGGGGCGAUGGCCUUCUCCCAGCACGGCUCUUCAAGCUCAUAACUUCACGAUUGCAUUGCAUCGCUGACCUCUUCGAAGACGCGGUACAGCUGGAAGACUCUCAUAUCUAUAUCACGUUGAGAGCACGGAGGGUGCGAUCGAGGCAGGUCCAGGCUGUGAUGUCCAGAAUGACCUUGGCGAUCCGAUCAAUUGGCUUCAGACUCGACGUGUUAGAGGAGACAGGCAGCGAGCACAUGGACUAUGUCCUGCGUUCGAAUUCGGAUUAUAUGGAUCUCCUGCCCGCUCUGGAAGGCUACAUUGACGAGCUCGAAGCACUUCUGACGGAGGCGGCAAGAAGAACGAACACGAGUAGCUGGAAUGAAAUGACCAUCGCUCUAGUGGGAAGUCUUCGCCGAAAAGACAUCGACCUUGUCCUGGAAGCACUAGGAGGAGGUGAUUCAGCCACAUCGAGCUCAAUCCGCGCCAUCGAGAACCUGAUCCAGAUGAAGGAUGCAAAGCUGCGUCAUUCAAGAACGCUACCUAUCGGAAAGUGCUGGCGACUGGAAGAAUUCGAUCUUCCAAGAGACAUCCAACUCCAAGAUCGAGUAUUGGUUGCACCCAAGAAGGAUUAUGAAGACAUCGUCGGGCCAGGGCCUUUCAUGUUGGAGAGAAGGCGAUACGACCGCGAUAGCAGCCCUGAAGGUAAGGAGCCAUUGAAAGCCCGCCUGGACCGAUUGGCCUUUCUAUUAAGUUCUGAAAUACUUGAUGCAAAGAGUCGGAACUUUAUAGUACUUGGAUAUUGUAAUGACCCAGGUUCGCAAUCUUGGUGGAUGGUUUACCGUUGGCCCUUUUUCUCCUCGAUGGAGAUGAAGCGUCUAAAUCCUCGGAAAUAUCCGAUCAUCUCUGAUCUGAAGAGCUUGUUCGGGAUGGCGGAGUAUGAGCCCCCUCUGGAAGUCAGAUUUAAACUGGCUCACCUGAUUUCCAAGUCACUGGGAGAACUAUUCAACAGCGGCUGGACACACCAAAGCUUCGCAAGUGAUAACAUACUGCUCCCAUCAUAUCCAGAUGUAAGAGGCCCAAAAUUCGAGGCUUCGAUCUUUCCGUCGCCAUACUUGGUCGGAUUGGAGCUGUGCCAGAGUCCCGGGACCUCGCGAGAUGCACAAUCUGCAAUAUAUCGCCACCCUGAGUGCGGGGGCAAGUCUGGAUCCGGAUGGAAAAUGCGGUACGACAUAUACUCGUUCGGUAUGGUGCUGUAUGAAAUCGCCUCAUGGGCCCCGCUCCUCCUAAAUCGACAGAAGAGAGAAAGUUUCUCUGCCAACAAACGCUACUGGAGGGAGGAAGAGGUACCAGAGCUGAGACACCGAGUCUUCGCAACCGUCGAAAAUCAGAUGGAUUUCCACAUGGGAUCGACCUUCCAGAAGGCGGUACGAUGGUGCCUCACCAUGACGGACGAUGAGAACGAAGAGGAAUGGCACUGUGCCAGGGAUUUCCAAAGGCACGUUGUUCAACCUCUUGAGAGAUGUGCAGUGUUCGGCGAAGAGUCACGUGGUAUCACUUCGAGGUCGCGCCCACUGCUGAUUCAGAGGCGUGUUCGAGAGCUGCGAGGGGAGAGCGAAAUUGAGAGUCAGGUUCUUACUGAGGAUACCCGCAUGGAAUUUUAG
Messenger RNA from Drepanopeziza brunnea f. sp. 'multigermtubi' MB_m1, 1869 nucleotides. RefSeq lists its product as uncharacterized. Lineage: Eukaryota; Fungi; Ascomycota; Leotiomycetes; Helotiales; Drepanopezizaceae. The record is from RefSeq and is a predicted model, not a curated record.